Messenger RNA from Siniperca chuatsi (mandarin fish), 1680 nucleotides. RefSeq names its product transmembrane protein 250. Lineage: Eukaryota; Metazoa; Chordata; Actinopteri; Centrarchiformes; Sinipercidae. The transcript has 2 exons. The record is from RefSeq and is a predicted model, not a curated record. The coding region runs from base 418 to 837 and encodes 139 amino acids.
AGGAUGACUCGUAUAUUUUGCGACAGGACGUACAAGCACCGGCUCGCCUGUCGCUGCCUCAUCUCCGCUGGUAUUAAACAGUGCAUCGUGGGGGAAAAAACUAAAUAAAUCCCGUGUGUUUAUGUUACAGCCAACUGUUUAUAAUGUGAUACAAUGUUCCUGUCGUCUGAGAAUCAAACACCAGCUUUUUUGGUGAGGAGGAAGACAUCGUACUGUUGCAUAACCUUGCUGCAUUCGAAGGAGAAAACCUUGCUGUUGGAGUUCACAGCAGACAGACACUACCAGCAGCUACAUCUCAUUCCUGGGCUCCUGUAAGAGCCACUUUUUGCACCACACUCAAAUGAAGCUAACUGCCUCCACAGAAGCAGCGCUCACCGAAUACUCCUGUGCACUGUGCUGGGCUCCAGUAGCCCACCCAUGCCUGUGAUCCCCAUCCCACGGCGGGUGCGCAGCUUCCAUGGCCCCCACACCACCUGCAUGCACUCGGCCUGUGGGUCGGCGCAUGCUUCCAAGCUAGUGCGCACCAAGUACAAUAACUUUGACCUCUACCUGCGCUCACGCUGCAUGUACAGCUUUCUACGUUUCCUCCUCUACUUUGGCUGCAGUCUGCUGACCUCUCUGCUCUGGGUGGCGCUCUCUGCUCUCUUCUUCCUGCAGUACGUCAGUGUGCGCGUACUCCUGCGGCUGCAGUACAAGCUGUCUGUCAUCCUUCUUUUGUUAGGGCACAGGCGCCUGGACUUUGGGGUGCUUAAUGACCUGAUCAUCUACAGCAUGCAGAUCACCAUGUUUCUGGUGGGGGGGCUCGGCUGGUGCUUCAUGGUGUUCGUGGACAUGUAGCUGCAAUAUGAGCGACGUAGGAAAUGUAGUGUAUGAUGUGGAUGCUUCACACUGUAACUUGAGCAUUGUGUGAUGUUAUGGGACAACAUACACCUUUAGCAUGUCCUGUAGGACUGCUCUGUUAUCGCUUUCAGCUCUAGUCAAAAAGACCCUUUUGACAUCAACUCAAAAUCUUAUUGGUUUAGUUUCAGAUAUGAUAGAAUCCAAUAAGAAUCUGUGUAACAUCUAUGUGCACAGUCUUUGAAAAAUUGUUGGUCCUAUAUAACUCAGAGGGAACCACCUGGUCGCUUAAUAUAAUAAAUGAUGCAUGAAGUCAGUCUGAACAGGGGAGUUAGAGUUGAAUCAUCAUGUAGGACUCUCAAGGGACCAAUAGGGUCAAAAUAUCUAUUUUCAUGCCAUUUGUAAACCAUUUUCACAAAUUUUAAAGGGCAUCCUGACUACAAACUCAUUUGUUUACAAUAAUGGAAAAUGUGAAUGUCUAUUUUGCACGGAUCUGUGACUUAACAUAUGACUGAUGUGCAUCACGGCUGUGUGAUGCAAGACAGUCAUUUGUGCCAAAACACGAGUUGGGCUCCAGACGCAAAAGUGUACCAUGAUUCCCAUGUUGAGAUAAUUUAGAUAAUGUUGUGUGUAUAAAAAAAUAAAUAAAUACAUAAAAACACAAUAUCAUGUACAUGUGCCACAGAGACUAAGCUGAUAGAGAGUAACUUAUGGUGGAUAAAGUGACCAAAAAACAAGUGAAGUCGUCAACAGUGUGUGUGUGUGUGUCUCAUCAACAUCAACUUUUUUUGUAAAGUUAUUAAAUAAAUUUUCUGUUGAUGAAAUGUUUUCUGCUUUAAAACA